Salvelinus sp. IW2-2015 is the source of this 592-nucleotide messenger RNA. Its product is annotated as lysophosphatidylcholine acyltransferase 1-like. Lineage: Eukaryota; Metazoa; Chordata; Actinopteri; Salmoniformes; Salmonidae. The record is from RefSeq and is a predicted model, not a curated record. Gene Ontology annotation, molecular function: calcium ion binding.
GUUUAAGAUCCUGUGGCUCACGCUGUGCCAGCUGCACAAUGAGUUCAUCAUUGAGCAGGCAGACAACAUGAUAGACAUCAGAGAAUAUGUCAUCGCCUUAUCGGUUGUAUGCAGACCUGCUAAAACACUGGAGACCAUGAAGCUGGCCUUCAAGAUGUUUGAGGCGGAGGAGGACGGCGCCGUCACAGKGGCUGAGUUGUCCUGCAUCCUGAAGACGGCGYUAGGAGUGGCUGUCCUCGACGUCUCACGUCUCUUCACCGCUAUCGACACAGAGGACGCUGGGAAACUCACCUUCGACAAGUUCAGGAGCUUUGCAGAGCAGCACCCAAACUUCAGUGAGGACUACCUGUCCACAGACAAUACAGGCCGUAACGGCUGUCCUCACCAGCCCAAAGCCACGCCCAACGCCAAGCCCCAGACCAAUGGCUUCUGCCCUGACUUCAGCCCGCGAGACAACCACCACGACACAACGACGGACGGUUCAGUGAAGAAACACAACUGAGUCUGUUAGCCACCUCAGAGUCCACCUCUCCUGGUGAGAGAGUGGUGGGGGUGGGGGUUGUUGUUGAUGGGCUAUAUGUAUGGUCAGUCA